AUGGCUUACCAAUAUCCUUAUCAACUUCCCACCACCACAUUUCCUCUAUCUACCCCGGAUACCCAGACACUGCCACCGGCCCUUCUGCAAGCUCUCCAUCGACUCGCCACAUUUUCUUCCGACAUCCAGCUCUUAACAGCUCACUUUGCUCCACAUCUCCAUUUCCACGCGCAUCAUCCGUGCUUCUCCAAGCCUACCCCACAACACUUUGCUCGCCGCCGGAAGCCAACAUCUCGCUCAACGGCUUGGCGAUUACAAAACCUUCAGUCUUCCAAUCCCAUCACUCACCUUCCAGCUUCAAAUGUUACACCCUCAUCUUUGAUUGCUACACAUGCCCCACUGCGGCCGGUUUCGACUCCACCAUUUGAUCCAACACGACAUGACUCGCAAGUCCCGCGAUCAAGCUAUGUGCCUCCUUGUAUCACUCGAUCACGCAUGCAAACAGAACCUGAUAGGCUAGCCCGAUAUGCUUUAUCAAAUCAUCAGUCUGAUGAAUCAAUGUCACAGAACAGCAUCACGCCUAGAUCAAUGACCUCCGCAAGCACUGCGAUUGAUCUGAUCCGCACCGAACAUCCGCUCGAUCUAAAUUUGCUUGUUCCCGCAACUGUUGGGCCAACUGUUACAACCACCACACUUGGUCUUGCACCUGACACUGCUGUCGAUUUGUCACCUAUCACCACAGCAAUCAAUCUAACACCGGUGUAUUUUGUCAGCGAGCCUACUAGUGAUGUUGGUACGGAAUCCAUUCAUGACAGUUCCGAAACGGGUGACAAUUCAGUAACUCCCGAUGAGGUCGGCGAAGAACUCAUUACACCGGCUAUUGUUCAAGUGGUAUCUGAGUCUCAAACUGCCACUGCUGACAAUCCAGAACGUGCUGCUGCUAUUUCGUCACUGCGUAUCCCCGCUGGUCUAGCGUCUGUCACCGACAUCAAUCUGAUCCUGAACGCAAUCAAACCUGCGAUGAUUUCAAGUCCGGUUCCUGUUAUCGAGGAUCGAACAUCAAGCGCUGCGAAUGUCCCAAUAGUGCACGCAUUAGAUUCACAGACCUUUUCAAAUGAUGAUCCAACUCUUGCCGCUGCCAUCGAUCUUUCUCCUACUUCAGACUCUGGCACGGAAACUGAUACACCUCCCGCGGCGAAUUCAUCAAUCAAGAAGUUAAUUGAUCUCGAUGUUGCUGCCACUGCUGUCGGUUCUACACCUGUUGCAGCUGUUGGUUGUGAGACUUUUGGCAAUUUUGAGCAACAAACCGUCGCUAAUGUCGAUUGA
Melampsora larici-populina 98AG31 is the source of this 1266-nucleotide messenger RNA. RefSeq lists its product as uncharacterized. Bases 1 to 1266 code for a protein of 421 amino acids. Lineage: Eukaryota; Fungi; Basidiomycota; Pucciniomycetes; Pucciniales; Melampsoraceae. The transcript has a single exon. The record is from RefSeq and is a predicted model, not a curated record.